Messenger RNA from Rangifer tarandus platyrhynchus (Svalbard reindeer), 2733 nucleotides. The record is from the annotation of a GenBank genome assembly. Lineage: Eukaryota; Metazoa; Chordata; Mammalia; Artiodactyla; Cervidae.
AUGGCGGCCCCGCUCAUUCCCCUUUCCCAGCAGAUUCCCACCGGAAAUCCAUUAUAUGAGUCUUACUACAAGCAGGUAGACCCAGCAUACACAGGGCGAGUUGGGGCGAGUGAAGCUGCACUUUUUCUAAAGAAGUCUGGGCUCUCAGACAUUAUCCUUGGGAAGAUAUGGGACUUGGCCGACCCAGAAGGUAAAGGGUACUUGGACAAACAGGGUUUCUAUGUUGCGCUGAGGCUGGUGGCCUGUGCGCAGAGCGGCCACGAAGUCACCUUGAGCAAUCUGAGCUUGAACAUGCCGCCGCCUAAAUUCCACGACAGCAGCAGCCCUCUGAUGGCCACGCCGCCUUCUGCAGAGGCCCACUGGGCUGUGCGGGUAGAAGAAAAGGCAAAGUUUGAUGGAAUUUUUGAAAGCCUCUCACCUGUCAGUGGCUUGCUGUCUGGAGACAAAGUCAAGCCAGUCCUCAUGAACUCAAAGCUGCCUCUCGACGUCCUGGGCAGGGUCUGGGACCUGAGCGACAUCGACAAGGACGGGCACCUGGACAGAGAUGAGUUUGCAGUGGCCAUGCACUUGGUGUACCGAGCCCUCGAGAAGGAGCCUGUGCCCUCCGUCCUGCCCCCAUCCCUCAUCCCGCCCUCCAAGAGGAAGAAGACAAUGUUCGCGGGUGCCGUGCCUGUCCUGCCCGCCAGCCCCCCACCAAAAGACAGCCUCCGCUCCACGCCUUCCCAUGGCAGCGUCAGCAGCCUCAACAGCACUGGAAGCUUGUCUCCCAAGCACAGCAUCAAGCAAGCACAGCCAACAGUAAACUGGGUGGUGCCAGUGGCGGAUAAGAUGCGAUUUGACGAGAUUUUCCUGAAGACCGACCUGGACUUGGACGGCUAUGUGAGCGGCCAGGAGGUGAAGGAGAUCUUCAUGCACUCGGGCCUCACCCAGAACCUUCUAGCACACAUAUGGGCCCUGGCCGAUACGAGGCAAACGGGGAAGUUAAGCAAAGACCAGUUCGCGUUAGCUAUGUAUUUCAUUCAGCAGAAGGUCAGUAAAGGCAUCGACCCCCCUCAAGUCCUCUCGCCGGACAUGUUGCCGCCCUCGGAGAGAGGCACUCCCAUCCCGGAUAGUUCAAGCACUCUUGGAUCGGGGGAGUUUACCGGUGUGAAGGAACUUGACGACAUCAGUCAAGAGAUCACCCAGUUACAGAGAGAGAAAUACUCACUGGAGCAAGACAUCCGGGAAAAGGAAGAGGCCAUCAGACAGAAAGCCAGUGAAGUACAGGAAUUACAAAAUGAUUUAGACCGGGAAACAAGCAGUCUGCAAGAGCUAGAAGCUCAAAAACAGGAUGCCCAAGACCGCCUGGAUGAAAUGGACCAGCAGAAGGCCAAGCUUCGAGACAUGCUUAGUGACGUCAGGCAGAAGUGCCAGGACGAGACCCAGAUGAUUUCCUCAUUGAAGACACAGAUCCAGUCUCAGGAAUCUGACCUCAAGUCCCAGGAAGACGACCUGAACCGGGCCAAAUCUGAGCUGAACCGACUGCAGCAGGAGGAGACACAGCUGGAGCAGAGCAUCCAGGCUGGGAAAGUUCAACUGGAAACCAUCAUCAAGUCCCUAAACUCCACUCAAGAUGAAAUCAACCAGGCCAGAAGCAAGCUCUCCCAGCUCCACGAGAGCCACCAGGAAGCCCAGCGCAGUCUGGAGCAGUACGACGAGACGCUCGACGGGGCGCCCGGUGUCGGCCUGACCACCCUGGCAGAGCUGAGCGCCGGUGUCUCCCUGACAGAGAGGGGCGGUUUUGGAGCCAUGGAUGAUCCUUUCAAAAAUAAAGCCUUGUUAUUUAGCAACAACGCCCAAGAAUUGCAUCCGGAUCCCUUUCAGGCAGAAGACCCCUUCAAAUCUGACCCAUUUAAAGGAGCCGAUCCCUUCAAAGGCGACCCAUUCCAGAGUGACCCCUUUGCCGAGCAACAAACAGCUUCAGCAGAUCCAUUCGGUGGGGAUCCUUUCAAAGAAAGUGACCCAUUCCGUGGCUCCACCCCUGAUGACUUCUUUAAGAAGCAGACCAAGAGCGACCCGUUUACCUCAGACCCGUUCACGAAAAACCCUUCCUUACCGUCAAAGCUUGACCCCUUUGAAUCCAGCGAUCCUUUUUCAUCCUCCAGUGUCUCCUCAAAAGGAUCAGGUCCCUUCGGAGCCUUAGACCCCUUCGGAAGUGGGUCCUUCAGUAGUGCCGAGGGCUUUGCCGACUUCAGCCAGAUGUCCAAGCCCUCAACUUCUGGGCCUUUCACCUCCUCCUUUGGAGGGACAGGAUUCUCAGAUGACCCCUUUAAAAGUAAGCAGGACACUCCCGCUGUGCCUCCGAAGAAACCUGCUCCUCCGCGGCCUAAACCGCCGAGCGGUAAAAGUACACCCGUAAGCCAGCUUGGUUCUGCAGACUUUACCGAACCCCCUGAUCCAUUCCAGCCACUUGGGGCCGACAGCAGUGACCCGUUCCAAAAUAAAAAGGGGUUUGGGGACCCGUUUAGUGGAAAAGAUCCAUUUGCUCCCUCCUCUUCAGCUAAACCUUCUAAAGCCUCCUCUUUGGGCUUUGCAGACUUCACCUCUUUUGGCAAUGAGGAGCAGCAGAUGGCAUGGGCCAAGCGGGAGAGCGAGAAGGCGGAGCAGGAGAGGCUGGCGCGGCUGCGGCGGCAGGAGCAGGAAGACCUGGAGCUGGCCAUUGCGCUCAGCAAGGCCGACAUGCCUGCUGCCUAG